This is a messenger RNA of Dermatophagoides farinae (American house dust mite), 4177 nucleotides long. It is a transcript of the gene mor, whose product is annotated as SWI/SNF- related protein mor. The record is from RefSeq and is a predicted model, not a curated record. Gene Ontology annotation, molecular function: protein binding. NCBI's taxonomy places the organism in Eukaryota, Metazoa, Arthropoda, Arachnida, Sarcoptiformes, Pyroglyphidae. Gene Ontology annotation, cellular component: synapse. Gene Ontology annotation, biological process: cell projection morphogenesis.
AAUGGCGAACAACAUUCAAUUUAAGAAAAAAGAUAAUAAUAAUGGAUUAAAUUUAAAAUUUUUUGAAUCAUCUGAAACUAUACAAUUAUUUGAUACUAUACGACAAUGGCUACAAAAGAAUUGUAAAAAGUUUGUUCAAAUUGAUCCACCUACGAAUAAAAGUUUGGCAAAUUUAACCUGUCAAUUAUUACAAUUUCAAGAAGAUAGUUUAGGCAAAAAUGGUUCCAUUUCAACCACCAGUAGUGGUGGUGGUGGUGUUGUUGGAGAUUCUGGCGGUGAUUCGUCGACUACAACGGCGACUACUACCGGUAGUGGAACAACAACAACAACGGAAACAUCAUCAUCCACAGCUACUACGAAACAGCAACAAUUGUUUCAAAGAUUGCCUUAUAAAUGUUUUAUAGAUUUUAAAUCUGGCGGUAAACUUUGUCGUAUAUUUGAAUUUGUAUUCAAAUUUAAAACUGAACAAGGAUGGCGUCGUUUUGAUUUUCAAUCACAAUCUCGUAUGGAUCGUAAUGUUGAAAUGUUUAUUGGCCUAUAUAAAUUUUUACAAACAAAUCAAUGUUUAAUUGAACCACAUGUGUACAUCUUACCUGAAGUGGAUAAAGUAUUGGCAACAAAAUUACGUGAUAUCAUCAAAAGAUAUCAUGCAAAAUGUUUGGAAUCUCCAAAUGAAGCAACACAUAUUGUUUAUCCAACAACAGUGGCAGCCACUCAACAUACAGAUAGUAAUGGUGAUGAAUUUGUUCGUAUCGUUAUGAAACGUGAUCGUUCGCUUCUUGUUCAUUGUCUUGGUCGACCAGAUAGCUAUGAUACAUGGUUGAAUAUUGAUGUCGAUUUAGAACCAGAAAAUGAACGUGACCACAAUGAUACACCAUAUGAAUUGUCAGCCAAUUGGCUACUCGAUACUGAUGAAUACAAUGAAUGGAUGAAUGAAGAAGAUUAUGAAAUUGAUGUUGAUCGUAAUGGAAAACGAAUACCGAAACGUUCUAGAUUUACAAUAGAAGAAUUACAUAAUGAAGAAAAACGAGAUAAACGUUCCAAUUCUAUACAAAAAAGUAAACGUCGUCGUUCACCAUCACCACAAUCGGAUAAGAAACGUAGCCGUGGAAAAGGAGCCAGUGCACGUAGUCCUGCACCGGUUACAAUGACAAAUUCAAAUAAGAAAAAAUUCAAAAAUGAAGACGAUGAAGAUCUCACCAAAGAUAUGGACAAUCCUUCACCGGAAACUCAUUUUCAAGUUGUCAAUUUAAAUCGAAAUUCUAUUUCAGCUGGAAAUCGUAAUCAAAAAGAUAAUGAAUCAAUGCCAAUCAAAGGUGGUACAAUUAUUGAUUUAGAUUCCAAUGAUUAUGAUCAACAAGAUCAACAACAAUCGAAACAUUUGAAUAAUAAUUCAUCAAAUAAUAAUGCAACUGAUGGUGGUGGUAAUGGUGGUAAACCAUCAUCACGAUCAACAUCACCAUCAUCGAAUCGUAAUUAUCAUCAACAAUCGAAUGGAACAUCGGGUUUAGUUUCAAUCAAUAAUCAUAGUAGCAGUAAUAACUUUGAUAAAGAUGAUAGCCAAGAUGAUAAUGUUACUGAACAGGCUAAUCAUAUAAUCAUACCGUCAUAUGCAUCAUGGUUUGAUUAUAAUUGUAUUCAUGCUGUUGAACGUCGUGCAUUGCCUGAAUUUUUUAAUGGUCGUAAUAAAUCCAAAACACCAGAAGUAUAUAUUGCCUAUCGAAAUUUUAUGAUCGACACCUAUCGUUUGAAUCCAACCGAAUAUCUAACAUUGACGGCUGUAAGAAGAAAUAUUGCCGGUGAUGUUUGUGCUAUAAUGCGUGUUCAUGCAUUCCUCGAACAAUGGGGUCUAAUCAAUUAUCAGGUGGAUGUAGAUGCAAGACCAACACCGAUGGGACCACCAUCAACUAGCCAUUUUCAUGUACUUGUGGAUACACCAUCUGGUUUGCAACCAUUGAAUCCGCCUCGUGGUCAGGUAUCAGCUUCUAAUUCAUCAUCAUCAUCGGCCACACAACAAAUGUUGAAUCUUCCUAAAGAGAAUGGUGUUGGAUUAUCAUCGAAAAAAGAAUCUGAAAAUAUCAAUGGAUUUGGCGAUAAUUUUGGAUUGAAAUUAGAUCAAUAUGCUCGAAAGAAUUCCUAUUUCAAAAGUAAAGCUGCAGCCAAUCUAUCGAGAGAAUGGACGGAACAAGAAACAUUAUUGUUGCUUGAAGCACUGGAAUUGUAUAAAGAUGAUUGGAAUAAAGUUUGUGAACAUAUUGGUUCACGUACACAAGAUGAAUGUAUUUUACAUUUUCUUCGAUUACCCAUUGAAGAUCCAUACUUGGAAGAUACAAACAAUGCUUUGGGCCCUCUAUCUUAUCAUCCAAUUCCAUUUUCCAAAUCUGGCAAUCCUAUUAUGUCGACAGUUGCAUUUUUGGCUUCCGUUGUUGAUCCAAGAAUAGCUGCAUCAGCUGCCAAAGCAGCAAUGGAUGAAUUUGCUAAAUUAAAAGAUGAAAUACCACCAUCAUUGGCCGAACAGCAUAGUAAAAAUGUUGAUGCAUCAUCAUCAUCAUCAGCUGCUGAAUCAAAUAACGUUCGAUCAGAUCAGAAAACAACAGCCUCUGAUAAAACGGAAAAAGUGUCGUCUGAAGUUGAAAAAGAUAAAGAUAAUCGAAACAAAGAUGAAGUUAGUAUUAAUGGCGGUGAUGCAGAUCAACAGGUGAUUAAACAGGAAGCGGCAUCUGAAGAUUCUUCUGCUUCAUCAACUGAUAAUAAUAACAAGAAAGAUAAAGAAGAUGGAAAAAUGGAUGUUGAUGGUCAACGAGAAGAAUCUUCAUCAUCACAACAAUCGGCUGAUAAAUCAUCUAAAGAAUCUGAUGUAUCGAGCGAACAACAACAACAAACUAAAGAUGGUCAACAACAAUCUGAACAAUUAUCAUCUACAGAUGUCACUAUGGCUGAUAAAAAUGAUACCGUUAAUACAAAAACUAAAGACAAAGAAAAGGAAUUGACAGAAAAAGAAAAAAAUGUGAUAAAAGAAUCACAAAUAUCGGUUGCCGCUGCUGCUGCAUUAGGUUCGGCUGCUGUUAAAGCUAGACAUUUGGCUGCAAUCGAAGAAAGAAAAAUUAAAUCAUUGGUCGCUUUAUUGGUCGAAACUCAGAUGAAAAAAUUGGAAAUAAAGCUCAAACAUUUUGAAGAACUUGAAGCCAUUAUGGAUCGUGAGAAAGAAACGCUCGAAUAUCAACGACAACAAUUGAUGCAAGAAAGGCAACAAUUUCAUAUGGAACAGAUAAAAGCGGCAGAGAAUCGGGCAAGAAGUCAAGCACAGCAAAUGUUUUAUCAACAACAACAACAACAACAGCAGCAACAACAACAACAACAAUCACAAGAUAAUAGGCUAAAUCAACAUUUGAACAUAACAGCUUCCGGUGCAGCACCACCAACCGUUAUACCUCCUGCCUCUCAAAUUCCACAACCACCGCCACCAUCACAAACUGCUCAACAAAUAGCGCCACAUAUGCAGAUUCGACCACCACCACCACAGAUACCAUCAACCGUACAACAACAACAUCCGGGGAUGACACCACAACAGUCACACCUACCACAACCCCCUUCGGCGACAAAUGUUCCCGUCGGUAACAAUGUAGUGAUGGCUCCAUCCGUGGGAGAAAUUGCCAUUCAACAAUCUCAACCACAACAACCAACAAUUUCCAAUCCACAAACGCAACAUCCGUCGUUUCUUUCCACUUCUCAUCAACAAAUAGGAGGAUCAUCAAUGCCUCAAUCACAAAUGACCAUACCGCAGCAGAAGCCACAACAUCCGGUGUCAUCCACCUUACAACAACAACCCAAUGUAGCACCUCCAUUAUCAUCUAUUACUUCUGUUCCACAACAACAACAACAAGAUUCAGAUCUACCCCAAACGCUUCAAACACCAUCAACCACACAGCCUGAAAUGGUUAUUUCUCAUCCUCAAACAUCACAACAACCAGUAGCAACGAUUAUGCCCCAACAACAACAAUCUAGUAAUAAUACACCAACGGCUACACCAGCUGUUCCUAUGAAUUAUCCAUCUUUGAAUGCUAAUAAUGCGAAUCAAGUGCAAAAUAUUCCGGUUCAUCAGCAACAACAACAACAACCACCACUAUCAUCAACAUUCGUAGAACCGCAACAGCAGCAGCAGCAACGCAGCCAAUAA